Fonticula alba is the source of this 2889-nucleotide messenger RNA. RefSeq lists its product as hypothetical. The transcript has 9 exons. NCBI's taxonomy places the organism in Eukaryota, Rotosphaerida, Fonticulaceae. The coding region runs from base 1 to 2889 and encodes 962 amino acids. The record is from RefSeq and is a predicted model, not a curated record.
AUGGCGGCCGGGCACACGCGAGGUCCGGCAUCUGACGCGGCUGCCGGCUCUCGCGCGGCCGGCCGCAAGGUGCUUUCUGGCCCGGCGGCGCCGGGCCUCUACGCGCCGACCCGGGGCGGCGGGGCAAGGGCGCCGGGGACCGGUGUGCGCACCGAUGCCCCCACUCUCUGGCCCCGGCCGGCUCCCGGGUCAUCGCCCCAAGUGAAGCACCCGGACCCCAAAUGCGCGGACUCCCUCCUGGCCGGGAUCCGCGCCACGCUGGCCGAGUCGUUCGGGCAGCUGGCCGGCCCGGCCCCGACCGGCCCCGGGGGUCGCCUGGCAGGCGGCAAGCGCCCGCACCCUGGCGAUGGGCCCUGCUCGGCGUCGAAGCGGCGCGGCCGGUCGGCGGCGGUGACGGCGACGGCGCCGGCCGACGCGCCUGGCGCCGCCUGCGGCGCCGCCGCCCCCGGGUCCGACGUCCUUCGACUGCACUCGCUGGGCACGGUGAAUGUGGCCCCGGAGCGGCGGUCCGUGCUGGAGGCAUGCGCCACCAUCCGGGGCAUCCUCCGCCAGUACCGGGACUCGGUCAUCCGCCAGGCCGAGCAGGAUGCCCCGGCCGGGCCCGCGGCCAGUGGCCGCCUGAUCCAGCAGUUCCAGGCCUUCUCCAGCCUGCAAGGGCAGCUUUUCUCCACGCGGGCCUGCCUCAGCGAGUGCCGAGCCCUCUUCCAGGCGCGCAUCGACGCCAAUCACGCGCGCCCGGAGCUGUCCACCUCGCUGGCCUCGACCGAGGCGGUGCGGCCACUGGCCCAGCCCAGCUGGCUGGCCCGCGAGCGCCAGCUCAUCCGCCUGGCCCGGCAAUUCAAGCUCGACACCGAUGGGUCCUUCUAUGGCGGCGAUGGUGGCAACCUCACGGUUUUCAGCGCCAACUGGGUGCUAGAUUUCACGCUCCCCGGCCCGACGGUCACCUUCACCAUCGGCACGGACCCCUCGCCGCCGGAGUGGCGCGUCCGCGCCAACCGCCUGAUCGAGUCCGCCUUCUCGUUCAAUGUCGCGAAUGGCCGGUUUGACGCGAUCGAGGCCAGCUUCCGCAAGCUGGUCCUGUCGGACGCCUUCCUGCCAGACCCAUGCGCAUCCUUCGCCCCGGGGCCCGGGGCCCCGGCGCGCGAUCUCUGCGACAUCACCGCCCUGCGCGUGUCCCUCGAAGCGGAGCUGGACCUCCUGGCUGCCAAGACCCGCGACAUGCCCAGCCCGGGGGACCGGCGGUGGGCUCUGUUUGUCGGGGCCCCGGCCGACCAGGCGGCCAACCAGUCGCUGGUGGGCCUCCGCCAGCCGGACCCCUCGAGCUUCGAGGCGCGAUAUGUCUUCCUCUCGGCGCCGGCCCUGCCGGGCGAGCGGAUCGCCGGCGAGCAGGCCGAGUUCGCCUUCACCGCCAGUGUCGAGGAGACCGGGGCCUGCCUGCCGAGCGUCUUCCGCCUGCAGCCGGACGGCACGACGUCGGCCCUGGCCGAGACGGCCGCCCCACGCGGGACGCUCUUCGAGUCGGUGGACCCGCCGUUUAGUGCCGACGAUCUGGCCGCCCAGGAGGUCGCCCUCGUCCGGGUGGACGUCCCCCCGGCCAAUGCAUGCCCGCUGCUGUGGCCCUAUGCCAGCGGCGGCCCCGGGCGGCCAGUCCGAGAGCUGCGCAUGGUGUAUCCGCCGCCGGGGUCGGCAACGCCGGCCGGCGGCCCGGCCGCCUCCGCCGGGCCGGUGCUGCUGCUGGCGCCCGCGGUGCCGGUCGUCCCGCGCUUGGCCCGUGGCCUGAGCCGCCUGGCCGACCCGCUGCACCUGACCCCGGAGCAGCCGGAGGGGCUGGUCAGCACCGGCACCGGGCCCGGCAACUUUGCCCUCACCCUGCCGGCGGUGGGGUCGCUGCUAGCGCGCGAUGCCUGCCGGUCUGGCGGUCCCCCGGCCUCGGGCCCUGGCGAGGCGCCGCAUGCCGAGCUGCUGGGCAUCCUGCGGGCCCUGCUUGGCCGGCGGUCCCUCCGGGCCCUGCGCAAGGCCGGGCAGGGGGGCCUGGUGCCCGCGUCGACGCCGGCCGCCGCCGGGCAGCCGGGCCCCGGGGCCGGCCAGCCGGGCGCCACGCCGGCCAGCUCGGGUGUGCCCCUCGUCUGGUGGGCCCUGAAGGGGGCCACCUCCCCGGUGGGGCCCAUCUCGGCCUCCAUCUCGGCCGACCUCCUGGCCGCGCUGCCCGUCGAGUCGGCGGCCCCGGCGGUCCCGGCCGCCGUGCCCAUGGCCCUGGCCAUCAGUCGCGUGCAAAUCACCUCCUCGGUCCUGGCCCCGGUGGCGGUGCACAUCCUCCGGCAGCAGGUCCUCUUCAAUCGGCUGGUGGGGUCCUGCCUGCCGGCCGGCGGUCGGGUGGCCACUUCGGCCGAUGGCCGGCAGCGGCUGCACUCGCGGCCGGCUCCCCCUGCCGGGGGAGCCGGCAUCCUGCUGGGGUGUGCGCAGCUGCCGGCCGAAGGCCUGGCCGGCCCGUCGGCCGACCUGGCCUCAUUGGGCGACCUGCCGCCGGCGGCCGCCAACGGGGGCGAGAGCCCCGAUGCGCUGCUCACCGACCAGCAGGCGGCCCUGCUGCUGGGCAUGUCCCUGUCCUUGGGGGUCACCUUCUUCGCGGGGGACGACCCGUCGACCGGGUCGCCGGCCUCCGCCGAGGGCGAGCCCGCCAGCCUCCCGGACCCGGCCGGCCGGAGCCUGUCCUUCAAUGUGUUUGUCCUGCCCGGCGGGGGCAUCCAUCUGGCGGCCCCGGGCGCCGGGCGCUCCUCGGAGCCCGAUCCAGCCACCGGGGGGGGCUCGCUCCUGCAGGAGAUCGGCGCGGAACUGGCGCGCACCGGGUCGCUGGUGCACGGCCUGGCCGCCUGGCGGUCACGCCUCUGA